Messenger RNA from Scleropages formosus (Asian bonytongue), 6084 nucleotides. RefSeq names its product ELOVL fatty acid elongase 6 (gene elovl6). Gene Ontology annotation, cellular component: endoplasmic reticulum; endoplasmic reticulum membrane. The record is from RefSeq and is a predicted model, not a curated record. The transcript is spliced from 4 exons. Gene Ontology annotation, biological process: fatty acid elongation, polyunsaturated fatty acid; sphingolipid biosynthetic process; fatty acid elongation, monounsaturated fatty acid. Bases 293 to 1093 code for a protein of 266 amino acids. Gene Ontology annotation, molecular function: fatty acid elongase activity. NCBI's taxonomy places the organism in Eukaryota, Metazoa, Chordata, Actinopteri, Osteoglossiformes, Osteoglossidae.
CUUCAAGCUGGAGGAGGAGGAGAAGGACAUCUACAGUGACAUCGGAGAAAAGAGUCAAAGAUCUGCUGGAGCGGGAGGGCAAGACAUGAGAGAGCCGGGGACACAGAGCUGAGACACACACGUACACGCGCGCGCAAACAGAAACAAUAGAGACAGAGAGCCUGGUCCGCGCACACACACAGCAUCUCCACGACCAGUCCACCAUCAUCAGGCAGCAGCACCGGCAGCCGCAGACAGGAAACGGAGAGAAGACCGAGAGAGAGCAGCAGUGCGAGGGCACCGCGCCGACAUCAUGUCCGUGCUGGCUUUGCAAGAGUACGAGUUCGAGCGGCAGUUCAACGAGGACGAAGCCAUCCGGUGGAUGCAGGAGAACUGGAAGAAGUCCUUCCUGUUCUCCGCACUCUACGCCGCAUGCAUCCUUGGCGGGAAGCGCUUGAUGAAGCAGAGGGAGAAGUUUGAGUUGAGGAAACCACUGGUGUUAUGGUCGCUGACACUUGCAGUCUUUAGUAUAUUUGGUGCAGCCCGCACUGGAAGCUACAUGUUAUACGUCCUGAUGACCAAAGGGCUGAAGCAGUCGGUGUGCGACCAGGGCUUUUACAACGGACCCGUCAGCAAGUUCUGGGCAUACGCCUUCGUCCUCAGCAAGGCGCCAGAACUCGGGGACACCCUGUUCAUCGUGUUGCGGAAGCAGAAGCUCAUCUUCCUGCAUUGGUACCACCACAUUACGGUCCUGCUGUACUCCUGGUACUCCUACAAGGACAUGGUGGCCGGCGGUGGCUGGUUCAUGACCAUGAAUUACCUGGUGCACGCGGUCAUGUACUCGUACUACGCCCUGCGGGCUGCUGGCUUCCGGAUCUCACGCAAGUUUGCCAUGUUCAUCACGCUGACGCAGAUCGCACAGAUGGUGGUGGGCUGCGUGGUCAACUACCUGGUCUUCUCCUGGAUGCAGCAGGGCCAGGAGUGCCCUUCGCACGUGCAGAACAUCGUGUGGUCCUCGCUCAUGUACCUCAGCUACUUUGUGCUCUUCUGCCAGUUCUUCUUCGAAGCCUACAUCCCCAAGGCCAAGAAGGAUGCCGAGAAGAAGGCCCCGUAGGCCUGGCCCGGGGCAAGACCAGAAGGACGGAUGGCGGACAGUCAGAAGGGCGGGACGAUCGGGAUGCGCUCGAGCUGUGUGGCUCGGGAGCGGUGGGGUGGGGGUGGGGAUGGAUGUGGGCGGAGCAAAGGGGGUGGGAUCAGAGGGUAACGAAAGGGGGCCGGCUUAUGUGGCACGUUCAUGUGCAAUGGCGCACGUGCGUGUGUUUUGAGGCAACUUCUCUGGGGAAACGUCUGCACCGGGUAGCACCGAGAGAGCCGUUACCAUGCCAACCAAGACUGUUUAUCACUAGAAUUUCACCCCCACAUGAUUCACCACAUUGACAAUGUGCUCAUGAAGUGAAACAAACGCGUACAUACCGAAGGCAAAGGGUCACCACCCUUGGUGAUCAACCUAGUGGAAGGGAACACAGACACAGGUCCAGGACCCUACUGGGAAUCUACGCUUUAUUGUUGCCAUUAAUAUUUUGAUUUUGAUAUAUAGAUUUGAUUUACGUGUCACUGGGUUUGGGAUGUCAUUUUGGCCAGAUUGCAGCAAUGAUGUCGGGUAUCGGAAUGAUCUUUACAGGUGUGGCGUGGAAAGGUGGGUGAACUGAAGGACGGGGCCAGUCAUUAAUAAAGCCCCGUGAUGCUGAUGAGCAGUUCCAGAACAAUGAUAUCACAUGUCUACGACAGCUCGAGUGGAAAAAAAAUGAAUGAUUAAUGGGCUGUCCAUGUUCUCACUGUGACGUCAAGAUUUUGUGAAUGAUGUCUUUAGAAGACAGAGCAGCAGUUUGUGGAACACACUGGAAUGAGUUAGAUGGUCAUAUACUGUAUUAGAUGUAUAAGGGAAUCAAUUUUUAUUUUUCUUUAAUUUUUUGUGCAUUUUACUGUUAAUGUGCACCUGGCUUUCUCAUGUUGACAUAGAGGAUCAAAUGAAGCUUCCUGCUGAUUCAUUUAGGCAUUUCCGUUCCUGUAUAAAUUUCUCUCAUGGACCUUUGACCCGACGAGCGCGCAAGCCGUUCAUCGCUGCUAAGUGAGGCCAACCCUGAUGCUGGGCUUUGCGUGCCAUUUUGCUGAACCAAAAAAAGAUGACGCCAAGUCACCAUUCGUAUUUUCAACACGAUGCUUUCCCUUGUGCUUCUUCAUUGUCAUUUUAUUCAGUAUUAUAGUUUCAUAAAAAGCAUAGUCUUUGAAGCUGCUCAGCGUGUAAACGGUUUUGUUUGACGUGCCUCGCUUGUUAUAGACCUGUACUUAAAUUUGUUCUUGUUAUAGUGUUUAAAACAACAAGUCCCUUUUCCAUGUAUUGGCUUUUUUGUAACGCUACCCUGGGCACGUGCCCAUAUUUCCCUGUUUAAUCCCCAUUUCGGAUACAAAAAAUAGACUUCAAUAAACUGAAACCUCUCCCCAAAACCCACGUAAAAUAAAAGACACCACUUUGUCCCAGCUCCUCUGAGAAUAAGUUUUUACAUUCAAUUUUUUUUCUGCAUUUAAAAAAGGUUUGAAAAUGUGAGUUUUGAGACUCUUACCGCUGUUAAUUGCGAAGUGUUCCUACACGCUGCGUAUUAUGUUCUGUAAAAAUACAAAAAGAUAAAAAUGGAAGAGGCUGAUUUAAAGCAAUCUGAUGCAUUCAUACACAGUCAGGUAAAGAGCCCAGGUGUGAAGGGAUCCCAGUUUGGCUUUCAGCUUUAGCACACAAACCGUACGUACAUACGUCACAUAUACUACGUCCUCGCUCCCUUUUCCUGGAUAUUUUCAUUUCUACAUUUUGCCCCUGACCUUGAUGACAAAACUUUAUAACAGAAAAGCUUUCAAACGUCAGAGUCGGAAAAUUAAAAGAGAGCCAAACCGAAAGACGGUUCAAAUCAAUGUCAGAACCUUUUUUGACACCAUUUCAGUCAUUAUGGGGUUUGAGAUGCGUCAUUAGCAGGUGGAUUGGGGAUAUGACUGCAGUCACACCCAGUCACACCCACUACUUUUCCUGAAGUCUAGUGGAAUUAUUUAGUCAACAAAGUUAUGAAAAAGCUGUUACAUCAUUCACCUGUCUACUAAUAUAUCUAAAGGCCUGCCAUUAAUUCACCAUGUGUCAUAUGGGUAUUUUUAUUUAUGCUUUUUAAUUCCAGCAUUUUGCAUCCACAUUUUACUAAACCAAUUUUUUUCCACUGGCUUCUGUGUUAUUUGCAGUUGGCAGAACAAGGGAAGUUAGAUGCUGUACAGUAAAACGGUACACUGUUACACAGUAUCUCCUCUGUGACCCACAGUGUACAUAUGUAGCCAUUUCUGAGCCAUAUCCAUCAUCUUGGACAGCAGCCUGAUAAGAAUUAAACUACAUAUUCUUGCCUUAUCAAAAUUAGCUAAGGGUUAGAAAAAUAAAGCUCGUAUUAGCAUGUGUCACAAGUUCCCAGAAGUGCUCCAUCCCAUUGCCAUUUAUUCUGAAGUUAUCCAAACCACAUGUCCUGCUGAAAAGCAGUUUUAUUAAUACCCUCCUUGGGAUGGGUAGGGUUUGUAUACUUAAUUGGCUUUGUAAAAAUACUUUAACCCGUGCACAGAAAAAAAAAAUGUAUGUAUGGAGUCAGGGUGAUGAAGGACUUGAACGCAGCAAGCAGUUUAAAUUAAGGAACAGGACAAAUUGCACCUGUGAAUUUGUCGACCCUGCAGUUAUGCAGGAAAAAUGUGCAAAGACACUGGUGUUUCAGAACUAUUUUCGUGUGCACUGUAAAAAUCUUUGCAGUACUUGUUCAGCAUGUUUUUUUUUUCUUUCUUUUUUUUUUUAAGUACUGUACAUUGCUACAAUUCCUCUCCUGUUACUGUAUCAUAGAGUUCUGGCUUUGUGACUUCUCGGGUCUGGUUCAUCAAGGCCCGAACUGUAGGAGAUAUAAAGGGCACUUGGCAGUGAGUGACAUUAAAAGAUUAUGCGUGAACCUUGUAGUGACAGGAUUGUGGGCACAUAGAACCAAAACUACUCCUUGGGGUUUUACAAGGGAAAAGUCACACUUUUAUUUUAAACACUUCUUCGGUUGGAAUGGUCAGUUCUGAAGGUCUAUAUGAUUAUUUUUCUUUGAUUGCCCCAUCUCACACACACUUGAUUUUUAAUGGUCUAGAAACAACAGCACAAGUCAAAAAUUUGAGUUAAAUCACUGAAAACUUCUCUUUCAUAAGAAACAAUGUCUUUGUUCAGAUCAUUUGACUUGUUUAUCACUUUCCUUCUUCUCCAGAUAGUUCUUGUCCAGCUUUGAGGUGUGUUUCCAUUUGGUAUCUUGCUGAAGCACAAAGGAUAGCCCAACUAGCCGUAACUCUGAUAGGACUGCAUGAAGUAUGCUGUGAUCACCAUGGUAAUUGUCAUGGAUUUGUUGAAGAUCAACAGUGUGAUCAGCAAAGCAGCCCCACAUCAUUACACUGCCACUGCCAUGCUGGACAGUGCUAACCCUCUCUGUAUCUUACAAAUGCUCACUGGUUGGACCCAGAUAUUUCCAAUUUUGACUCAAAAGAUCUCUAAGACCACCUUCCCCUCUUAAGUGUCCAGAUUUUGUGGUUUUUGACCCAGAAAAGUCUGGGUUCAAGCAGGGGUGCUCAAACUUUUGACUAAUUCUAAAUGCAUUUUCAUUUUUCCCAUUUCUGUCAUGAACCAGAUAGCCCAUGAUUUGACCACCUGUAAGCAAAGGGUUUAAAACAUGCUGCUGAGGUUACAGACACAUUGUUAUAUUUAGCUGAGACCACUUUGUCCAGGUUUUUACAAGGAAGGCAAUCUGGAGUGAUGGCUAUGAAUACCGUUAGCAUAACUAGUCCUGUUUGUGUUCACUAGAAGUCAAAGCACUUUCUUUGGAUAUGAGUACCUGUGUAAUUGGUGAUGUUCUUCAACGUGUUGUGAAGUGCUGUCUUUUUGGGAAGGAGGAGAUUUGUCCGUGUUUUUUUUUUUUUUUUUUUUUGUUAUGUCUUACUGGCCCUGCCUUUUGUGUUCCCUGACACCUUGACCUAAAAGGGGCCUUGGAGGUCUUUCCCACAGAUUACUUUGCGAACAGACGUUUCUGUUGGAAAACAGCUAAGCUGCUGUCAGAAAACAUCUUGACCCUUCCUCAUUUCCCUGAUUCCAAAAUAUGGUCUCAAUUGACUGCGUAACCUUUGGCUAACUGACAGGUUGACGGCUAGCUGUGUGGAUUAUGCUGGUGAUAACUACGGAGAUAAUUGCGUGUGCUAAUACAGUCUGCACUCUUUAAAGCUAUUGAAGAACUGAAGUAAAAGCAAACCAAUACUGUGGCCAGAUGGGCUCAAAUACCUCAUUUUCUAACCUGUUCUGGCCCUUUCUCAGUUCACACAUCCUUUACUGAGCAGGUUGCAGCUUGAACCCCGGUCCUGAGUCGGAGUUAUUAAAGAUGAGUAGAAUCCCAUCGAGGACCCCCCCACUCUGUCAGCCCACUGUUGCACCAGAUAUGACAAACUAAUGUCACUGUCGGAUAGAGUCCAUGACAUAAUUAGGUGGUUUCUGGGGAAUUUAAUGUCGUUUCCAUGUAAUAAACAUGUACGAUAGCUGGAUCAUGUUCUUGUUACACUUUAACAUGUACUGUAGGCGAUAAUGAUUUACAAAAAAAAGCACCAUAAACUUAAGUGUCUUAUUGUAUGUAAACCUAUUUAUGCAGACAUACAUGUAAAAGUCCAUGUACAUAUGAUAGUAAGAAUUGCCAGUUUUAAGAAGUUACGAUGAGUGUUUGUUUUCUGUCGGUUCCCACAAAAGAGAGGAUCACAGUAUAUUAACCAUGUGUGCAAGUAGAGCUAGCUUAAACACAAGUGCUUUGUCGAGAUGUCCUCGGUAACUAGUCGAAACAGGUGGAGAAUGCACGCGAGUGUUUCCGCUGCCCUUCGUUUACCGUGUCAUUGUCUGGUGACUGAAAUGUGUCAGGCUCGCACCGUACUGUAUGUUAAAUUUGACGGAUGGCCCUCAAGAUAUCAUGUGAGAACGGAAGUCUUCCACCUCCCCAUGAGACAUGCAAAGUGAUAACCUGUUCCUGCUCAAAAUAA